CCGAGUGUGACAGUUUAAGACUUGCUGGACUAGUACAGUUUUUAAAAAAACACACAUACACACACACACAUCUGAGCAAACAGACAUGUGUGGCAUGGCGCAGGAAGUGGUGAUGAAACAACAAAAGGCAGAAAAGCAGAAGCUGUCUGGCAUAGCAGAGACACACAGAAAGAAACAGCAAAAUUCCUCUUUGACAAUCAUGAGCAACUACAGCAAUAUCUGCUCAACCAUAGAUGUGGACGAACAAAUGAAAUACUUGGAGCUGAUUAUAUACAUUCCCAUAUUCAUAGUGGGGAUGUUUCUUAAUGUGGCGGCCCUGGUGGUUUAUUGCCUGUGCUUCCGAAAGUGGACUGAGUCAACCAUCUACAUGACCAGCUUGGCUCUAAUGGACCUCCUCCUCCUCUUGCCUCUACCCUUCAAAAUGCACGCUGCAUAUCAGACGUGGUCACACGAAUUCCAACACGCUUGUUCAUUUCUGGAAAAUCUUUAUUUUGUCGGAACAUACGGCGGUAUCUACAUGAUCAUGUGCAUAGGUGUUGAUAGGUGGCUGGCAAUAUGUCACCCAUUCAAAGCCAAGCAGCUGCGCUCCCCCAAGGCGGCUCUCAUUACCUGUGUGGGGGUCUGGGUUCUGGUAUUUACUGCCAUCUUUCCAGUCACCUUCAACUUAAGGACAAAAGUUGAUGAAGAGUUCCACUGCUUCCAUCGAUUUUCAGAAAAUGGCUGGAGCCCCAAAGUGAUCAUCUGCUUGCAAAUAUUUGGUUUCCUGGGGCCUGCGCUCACGUUGGUUUGCUGUUCCGUUCAAAUCAUCUGGACCCUCCAGGAGUCCGGCCAGCGGAGCACCAAGAGCCAGGCCUGCGUGAAGAUCAUCUACAGCGGCCUGUGCGCUUUCUUGGUGCCGUUCACUCCGAGCCACCUGGCCAUCUUACUGCAGUUCCUGGUACACCAGAAAAUGAUUGAGGACUGCGACUCCGUGAAAAGUAUAAGCAUGUUUUUGCAGACGGCCAUGUGUCUGUCCAACAUCACCUGUUGCUUGGAUGGCCUGUGCUACUACUUCAUAGCUGACGAGGUGAAAAGCACGAGAAACAACUUCAGGAUGUCCAGACUGAGCCAGAGGAGAGCAAACUCCAGCACUUCAGAGUUCUGAAAGGUUGAGAACAACAGCUAAAGAUAGGACUUGUAUGUCACGACCUGGGUCGUUGUUUUGUUAUUGUUUUUUUUUUUGUUUUGUUUUGUUUGUUGUUGUUUUUUUGAGCUGGGCAGUAAAAAAAACCUGAGCUCUUGAAAAAGUUUGGCAGACAGUUGAAGCAACUGUCAACCUGCAAUGAUAAUUAAGCACCCAGCAGGAGCAGUAAGCUACCUGACGCAUCUGUAACCUCAAAGAGCGCCAAUAACCAAGGUACAGGCAGCAAAAAAAAAAAAAAAAAAAAAAAAAAAUUCCACUACAGAUGACAAGAGUUUUUUUUUUGUUUUUUUUUUAAGAGAUGGCUGAGAAAACUUUCUGCUUUCUCACUUCCUGAUGAGAAACUGACUUGUGGUAUGAUUCAUUUUAAAUCUGGCACUGGUGGCUCAUUGCAGAGCUUUGUUGUUUUGAUUCUCAAGAACAGCGGUCAAAAAAAAAGAAAAGAAAAAAGGAACAAAAUGUCUUAAAAACAUGACCAAACAAUCACACUUGAUAAAUAUCAAAAAAUAUUAUUUCAUUUGAUAUGCUUACUAAACGUUUGGCUGGCUGUCUAAAUGAAUACAUGUCCCAUAAAAAGAAACAAAUAAUUCAAGUGGGAAAGCUCCUGCUUGAUAUUUUAAAGAAAUAACUGUAGAUUUUAUUUAUUUAAUCUUUUUUGUAAAUGAAUAAGUGUCGAAGGCACACUAAACAUUUAUUGAUGCUAGCUGGUUACCAACAUUAACCCUUUAACAGUUAAAACAUUUUUGACUUUAUUUUUAUUUUUUAUUUUUGCUCAUUCUGUAUAUAACAAAUGGUUUAAGUAGUAUGACUGAUUUGUAGAAGAAAUAGCUGUGAAACUGAGCCUGAAAUAAUAGAGAGCAUUGUGUUGGGAUUACAAAAAUAUUCUUAAAUGUUUGUUUGUUCGGAAUAAAUUUUAACAGAAAGCUUUGUUUCUGUUUCAAUAAUGAAAUUACGGUAAGAAAUUCAGUAAUGUUUUCAUUUUUUUUUUUAUUAAUCCAUCAGCUUAGUGAAUUUUAUACAUUACUUGUUGGUAGUUGUAAAAUUAAUAUGUACAUAUGUUAAAAUAAUUUACUUUACUUGGCACUUUUUAAUUUCAGGCUUUUAAAGUUUUUAAUUAAAUAGCUAAAAACAAUUUGUUCAUAGCAGUCAGUCUUCUGUGUGAGCUACCGGAUGAUGGUUUACGGGUCGGUUUCAUAA
Molecule: messenger RNA, 2377 nt
Organism: Gambusia affinis (western mosquitofish)
Lineage: Eukaryota; Metazoa; Chordata; Actinopteri; Cyprinodontiformes; Poeciliidae
Product: G-protein coupled receptor 55
Exons: 3
Coding region: 86-1144 (352 amino acids)
Biological process (GO): phospholipase C-activating G protein-coupled receptor signaling pathway; positive regulation of Rho protein signal transduction
Cellular component (GO): membrane
Molecular function (GO): G protein-coupled receptor activity
Source: RefSeq, a predicted model, not a curated record